AUGAAUAACAACAAUACAGAAAAAAACUUUUACACUUCUGACAAUCCAUAAUUUAAACAAAAACUUUAUGAACUUCAACUUAUCAUUGAUUAAUGCAAUUAUUCUAAAAAGUAUUUAUCCAUUUUAUCAAAUCUAGAAAGAAAGUCAUAGAUGAUGCUAAAAUCGUCCUUCAAAAUUAUAAAGAAUUAAGUCCUACUUUGGUAGCUCUUAAUAUUUCUAUGCUAGAAUUACAAGGAAACAGUAUUUAUUUAUUCAUAUUCAGUUCCCGUUUCAUAUAAUAAUAGCUAAUUUUCAAUCUUUAUUCAUUUAAGAUUUUAGAAUCCACAUCCUUAGGUAUAACCUUAUAUUUUCCUUAAAAAUAUUGAUAGUAUAAUCAAUUCUUAUUCUUUUAGCUAAUAAAUUUGUUUCAAACCCUUUAUAUAAGUCAGCUGAAAUCUAAAAUGGAUUGUUUAUUAGUUUUAAUAAUUUUAUUCCUUCUGCCAAAAAUUGGAAUUAAAAUUAUAAAAUCAUUGAUUUUAUGAUAGAAAUACAGUCUGCUUUGUCUCGAAAUUUCCCUUUCUUCCUAAAAACUUACUAAAACAAUUUUAAUUAAUCACAAUAUUAAUAUCAACCAUAAUAAAUUAUGAGUUAAGUAAAUUAACCAUAAGGUAAUAAUUGUUAUGGACUUUGGAGUUCUUAAUAUUUAUAAUAAUAAUAAUUUACAUAGCAAUAGUAAUAAUAAUAAUAAUAAUAAUAAUAAUAAUUAUUAUAAUAAUAAUCUUUUAAUCCUUAUAUAAAUCCACAAUAACAAUAAUUAUUGAAGUAAUAAUAAUAAUAAUAGCAAUAAUAAUAAUAAUACAUUUAACAACAAGAUUAGAAUUAAAAAAAAUAAUAAUUAGAAGAAGAAUAAGGGAUGGUUAAUAAGAUAACAACAAUAAGUAAAUCAGUUUUUGAAUUUGGAAAGGAAUUAUUUAUGACUUAAGAAGCAAAAGAAGAGAAAAUAAAGACUGAAGUUAGAUCUAAAGUUGAUAUAGAAUUAUUAAAUUAAUCUAAAAAACUAAUGGAAUCCAUCAAAUAAUAAAAAUAAUUAAAUGAAACUUUGAUUGAAACAUAUUAAUAAUAAUCGAGAGUAAUGAAGGAAGUCCAAUUAGUAGAUUAAGAUAUAAAUGAUAGUAUUCAUGCAUUAGAUUAAUAAAUGAUAUAAAUGGAAUAAAAGAUUGAGGCAUGCGUAACAUCUAUAAGUUAAAUUGAAUAGAAUAAUAUUUUAGAGUAUUUGUUAUUAUAUAUUUAGAUUAAUAUCUGCAGAUCCUUUGAGUAAUUAGAUUAUAGAUUUAACAAGCGAAAUUUAAGCAUAAAAAGAAGGAUUAUAUUAUGUUUAGAAGAAGUUUCGAUAUUAAAAUUUGGAAUAUGAUUAGUUAAUUAAAAUAACUAAAUAACUGAGUUAGCAAAUGUUCGAUCAAUAUUUAUUGUUGAGAAAAUGUGUAGCUAGUCAAUUAUGA
Paramecium sonneborni is the source of this 1478-nucleotide messenger RNA. The record is from the annotation of a GenBank genome assembly. Lineage: Eukaryota; Ciliophora; Oligohymenophorea; Peniculida; Parameciidae.